UUUAGUCGGUAGUUAAGUGGUCGGGUGUCGAUGUCGAGCGCUUUCGUUGCAGAAAGCUUUAAUUAGUCAUCUGUUUUCUGCAGUUGUUUAAAAGUGGAAUGUAAACAAGUCGGGUUAAGGCCAGAAAUUUCGUUCUUUCAAUAGUUAUCGAGACGCUCGUCUCUUUAAAGCAGGUUUCAAAUUAUCAUCUUUCCCAUCAUGUCUGAAUUAAGGAGAAGAACUCAAGAAGAGAAAGUCGAUUCUAACGUUAAUCAGGAAGCACAAGAAAAGAGAAAUGAAGCUUCUAAAGAGGAAAAAAAUGUAGAGUCAGAUGAAGAACCUGUACCAGAUGAAACAAAUAUUGCUGAUCUAGUCAAAGCACUACCUCAAGCCACAGAUAAAACAACUGACAUAUUAGAUUCUGCUUUAGCUUCUCUGCCAUCACGAUGGCGAAAUUGGGUUGUUCGGGGAAUAUUUUCAAUGUUGAUGAUUGUUGGUUUUGUAUUUAUAAUCUGGCUUGGUCCUGUAGGUCUGAUGUUAACAACAUUGUUGAUACAAGUCAAAUGCUUUCAAGAAAUUAUUUCAAUUGGAUACGCUGUUUAUCGAAUACAUGGAUUGCCGUGGUUUCGAUCACUCUCAUGGUAUUUUCUCAUCACUUCAAAUUACUUCUUUUAUGGAGAAAGCAUGGUUGAUUAUUUUGGAGUCCUCUUGAGUCGUGGUAAUUUUAUGAGACCACUUGUCACUUAUCAUCGGUUCAUCUCAUUUUGUCUGUAUAUAAUUGGAUUUGUAUGGUUCGUACUCAGUCUCGUGAAGAAGUAUUAUAUGAAACAAUUUUCUUUGUUUGCAUGGACACACGUCACAUUAUUGAUUGUAGUCACUCAGUCUUAUCUCAUAAUGCAAAAUUUGUUUGAAGGACUUAUUUGGUUUAUUGUACCAGUUUCGAUGAUCAUUUGUAACGAUGUUAUGGCAUAUAUAUUUGGAUUCUUCUUUGGAAAAACUCCUCUCAUUAAGCUCUCUCCAAAAAAGACUUGGGAAGGUUUCAUUGGUGGUGGUUUUGCUACAGUCAUCUGGGGAAUACUGAUAUCUCACUUAUUUUGCCAAUCUAAAUAUUUUGUGUGUCCAAUUGAAUAUUCCGAAGCCCUGGAACACAUGACUCUCGACUGCACUCCAUCUCCUCUCUUCCAGCCAACAAAAUAUAAAUUUCCAAUGUUCAUUCAAGUUAUCUGUACUUGUUUGAAUUUACCUACAACAAUCACAAUAUAUCCAUUUAUCUUGCAUUCAUUGGCUCUCUCACUCUUCAGUUCUAUUAUUGGACCAUUUGGUGGAUUCUUUGCUAGUGGUUUCAAGCGUGCUUUUAAGGUUAAAGAUUUUGGAGAUAUAAUUCCAGGACAUGGUGGAAUCAUGGAUCGCUUUGAUUGUCAGUUUUUGAUGGCAACAUUUGUUAAUGUAUACAUUCAUAGCUUCAUCAGAGCUCCAAAUCCACAAAAAUUACUUCAGCAAAUAUAUUUAUUAAAAAAUGACCAGCAACUACAAAUUUACCAUUCUCUGAAAGAUUCUCUGACCGCACGUGGCUGGUUGCAAUAAUAUUUCCACAUUAAACGCCGGGCAGGAACUGGCAUUCUACAACUUUCCCUGAGGGAUGUUAUAACUAUAUAUCUAUGUUAUUGUAUAUAGAUGAAAAGUGCAUCGUGUUUAUUUGAAAUUUCACUGCUAGACAUUUGUGAGUGACGUGUCUCUUUAAGUGUACCAAUGUAAUCCAUUGGUAAGAUGCCUGUUUUCUUGGCAUAGGAAUUUUAUUUUGUACACUGAACAGCAUAGAUCUUUCUGCUUUUCUUCACAUAAUGAAGUUUAUUAGUUGCACCAGAAAUAGCUUCUGCAAUUUAAAAGCAUUACUUAUUUAUAUAUACAUUUUAAUGCAUGAAUAUAGAUUUGAUGGUUAUGCUUAAAACAAAAAUUUUUGACAAAUGAAAUAACUAUUGAUUCAAUAUUAUGUGAAUGGAUUGUUGUUUUGCUAUUUGUAUAGUGUCACAAAGUGUAUUUUUAACAUCUUUUGAAAGUAGUAAUGUGCAAUAAUUUGUAAGCCUAAGUAAUUGCAAUGCAAUUGUAUGCCAUCUAAACAUGUAGUUGCAUUCACUUAUUUUCUUUUCUUUUCUUUAAGCAAUUGUACUAUACUUCAGCAAAACAAAAAAACAUGAAAUAUAGUUAAUAUAUACAAGACUUAAUUUACAUCGUAGUAAGACAGCUUUUUAAAUGGAAAGAUGUUUUAUUGAUGAUGUGCAUUGUUCCACAAUGUUAUAUAAUUUAUGUUUUGAGAUGUAAAUUUAUGCAAAGUAAUUUUUUUUAUUUGAGUUUUAUUACAGUGUUAUCUUAAAUUAC
Centruroides sculpturatus (bark scorpion) is the source of this 2355-nucleotide messenger RNA. It is a transcript of the gene Cds, whose product is annotated as phosphatidate cytidylyltransferase, photoreceptor-specific-like. Gene Ontology annotation, cellular component: endoplasmic reticulum membrane. Lineage: Eukaryota; Metazoa; Arthropoda; Arachnida; Scorpiones; Buthidae. The transcript has 11 exons. The record is from RefSeq and is a predicted model, not a curated record. Gene Ontology annotation, molecular function: phosphatidate cytidylyltransferase activity. The coding region runs from base 199 to 1563 and encodes 454 amino acids.